Arabidopsis lyrata subsp. lyrata is the source of this 1110-nucleotide messenger RNA. RefSeq names its product pentatricopeptide repeat-containing protein At1g62350. The record is from RefSeq and is a predicted model, not a curated record. Gene Ontology annotation, molecular function: protein binding. NCBI's taxonomy places the organism in Eukaryota, Viridiplantae, Streptophyta, Magnoliopsida, Brassicales, Brassicaceae. The transcript has 3 exons. The coding region runs from base 123 to 872 and encodes 249 amino acids.
UAUAAUUUCUUAUUGGGCCAAGAUGGGCCGGGCUAUUGUUUUAAGAAAAUAUAAUUUGUAAAACCCAAAUCUGCUCUCAUUGUAUCGAAACGAAACCCUCGAAACUCUUGAAAACUUCUUAAAUGUUCAGAGCUAAAUCCUCAAUUCAUCAAAGUUUCGUUCUUUAUCUUCUUCGCCAAAUUGGUUCCAAACCCAAAGAAAUUAGUGUUGAUUCGGCUCGUACGUACCAAUCAGGACCUGCUUCAAGCCCAAGCUUAUCGAUAUGGAGACGGAAGAAAGAAAUGAGCAAAGAAGGUUUAAUCGCUGCCAAAGAGCUCAAGCGACUCCAAACCCAAUUAGUCCGACUUGAUCGAUUCAUUGCUUCUCAUGUCUCUCGUCUCCUUAAAUCCGAUCUUGUUUCUGUUCUCGCUGAGUUUCAGAGACAAAACCAAGUUUUCCUCUGUAUGAAGCUCUAUGAAGUUGUGAGAAGAGAAAUAUGGUAUAGACCGGAUAUGUUUUUUUACAGAGACAUGCUAAUGAUGCUUGCAAGAAACAAGAAAGUGGAUGAAACCAAGAAAGUAUGGGAAGAUUUAAAGAAAGAAGGAGUUUUGUUUGAUCAGCAUACAUUUGGCGACCUUGUUCGAGCGUUCUUGGAUAACGAACUUCCGUUAGAAGCAAUAAGAUUGUAUGGAGAGAUGAGAGAUUCUCCUGACCCGCCGUUGUCUCUGCCUUUUCGAGUUAUUCUGAAAGGACUCGUUCCUUAUCCUGAAUUGAGGGAGAAAGUGAAAGAUGAUUUCUUGGAGCUUUUCCCUGGAAUGAUUGUGUAUGAUCCUCCCGAGGAUUUGUGCGAAGAAAGUGAUGAAGAAGCGAGAACAGAUAGUGAUCUUGAGUAGAGAGGUUAAAUCAAGUGGAAACACAAAGGGAAGAUCGUGGCUAUGCAAAAACUGAAACGAAUCGCCUUUGGAUAUAGAACAAAUUAUGGCUGUUGAAAACUGAAGAUGAUGAUGAGCAAUAGAAGAAGGAUUUGAGAAGCUCGUAAGCGUAUACUUUUGUGUAAAAAUCUCUCUCAGCAAUGCUAAAUAUAUGCUUGAAUCGGUUCAAGAUAAUUCAAAUGUUAGUGAAGAUGCAUAA